Molecule: messenger RNA, 3540 nt
Organism: Leucoraja erinaceus (little skate)
Lineage: Eukaryota; Metazoa; Chordata; Chondrichthyes; Rajiformes; Rajidae
Gene: adamts1
Product: ADAM metallopeptidase with thrombospondin type 1 motif, 1
Exons: 9
Coding region: 363-3176 (937 amino acids)
Biological process (GO): proteolysis; extracellular matrix organization
Cellular component (GO): extracellular matrix
Molecular function (GO): zinc ion binding; metalloendopeptidase activity
Source: RefSeq, a predicted model, not a curated record
GAGCGGGGAACGCCACUAACCAAGGAGCAGGUCAAAUCCAACAUCGCUGAGAGGGGGAAAAAAAAAAGAAAAACCUCUUCGACCUUCUCUUACUUAAAAAAGAAAAGCAAGAAAUCGGAAUCUCUAAUCUGAGCAGCGGGCUGCAAGGAACAAGAGUGCCAUUUAGAUUUAGAUUUGGAAGACCUACAUUUGCAAUCCAAACUCCAGGAGAAUUUGCAUUAAGAAUAUUUCUGCAUUGGGGAAAGGGGGAAAGGGGGAGAGGAGGUUUUUUUUGUUGCAUUCGAAGAGCCGGCAUUCGAAGGGAGUUUCUAUUGAUUUUUUAUUAUUUUUUUUUUUGCUGGGCAGUUGGAUUUAGUUUGGAGAUGUUUAGCGUUGGUUUGCUGCAGAUUCUGGCUGUUCUCGGACCAGCGGCGGCUGGGUGGACGGGGCCACUGGAAGAGGAGCUGGUCUACCCGAGGAAGUUGAGGCCGGAGCCGGGCAGCAGUAAUGAGGAGGUCUCCUACACGCUCCAUGCCUUCGGCGAGGAUUUCACCCUGAGCUUGGCUGCCGACUCGGGCUUCUUGGCUCCGGCUCUCACCCUGCAGACGCUGGGCAAGAAGGGGGGAGACGAGACGGACGAAGAGGAGGGAGAGGGCGGACACCUCGACCACCACCACCACCGUGACCUGGCUCGUUGCUUCUACACGGGCACCGUCAACUCUGUCCCCGGCUCCCUGGCGGCGCUCAGCAUCUGCCGGGGGCUCCUCGGGGCGUUUGUCGUCGGCGGGCAAGAAUUUCACAUCCAGCCCAGCACCAACCAGACCCAGUCGGGACCGCUCGGUCCGCACCUGGUCCGGAGACGUGGCCGGGGACCAAGCGCCGGCUCCAAGUGCGGGGUCGGGGACGGAGACGGAGACGGGCAGAGCGAGGGGACCGAGCAGCCGGCGGGGUCGGAGAGAGACGGGGUCCCGGCCCGGGGUCCCACCCCGCCCCGCAGGGCCAAGAGAUUCGUCUCGUCUCCCCGCUACGUGGAGACGCUGCUGGUGGCCGACCGCUCCAUGGCCGACUUCCACGGCAGCGGCCUCCAGCACUACCUGCUCACCCUGAUGUCCGUGGCCGCCCGGCUGUACCAGCACGCCAGCAUCAAGAACUCCAUCAACCUGGCGGUGGUCAAAGUGCUGGUGGUCUACGAGCAGGAACUGGGCCCCGCCGUCUCGCCCAACGCCGCACUCACGCUGAGGAACUUCUGCAAUUGGCAAAAGCAACAUAACGUGGCCAGCGACCGCAGCCCCGAACACUACGACACUGCCAUCCUCUUCACCAGAACCGAUCUGUGUGGAGCCAAGACCUGUGAUACGUUGGGGAUGGCGGACGUGGGGACUAUCUGUGACCCCAGUAGAAGUUGUUCGGUCAUCGAGGACGACGGUCUACAAGCUGCCUUCACCGCUGCCCACGAGUUAGGUCACGUGUUCAACAUGCCUCACGAUGACGCGAGGCAGUGCCUUCACACCAUUGGCCAGACCAAGAAUUCCCACAUGAUGGCAUCCACUCUCUCCAACUUGGACCGCAACCAGCCCUGGUCCGCCUGCAGUGCGUACAUGAUCACUUCCUUCCUCGACAACGGGCAUGGCGAGUGUUUGUUGGACAAGCCGCAGAAGCCCAUCGCGCUUCCCCGCGAGCUGCCGGGAACCGUGUACAACGCCGAUCGGCAAUGCCAGUUCACCUUCGGAGAAGACUCCCGCCUCUGCCCCGACGCUGGCAACACCUGCUCGCUGCUCUGGUGCACCGGCACGUCCGGCGGCAUGCUCAUCUGCCAGACCAAGCACUUCCCCUGGGCCGACGGCACCAGGUGCAGGGAAGGGAGAUGGUGCAUGGAGGGCAAAUGUGUCAACCAGUCCAGCAUCAAGGACUACAGUACUCCGGUGCACGGCGGCUGGGGAAUGUGGGGAUCGUGGGGAGACUGUUCCCGGACCUGCGGGGGAGGAGUACAGUAUUCCUUCCGGCACUGCGACAAUCCGGUGCCGAGGAACGGCGGGAAGUAUUGCGAGGGGAAGAGGGUGCAGUACCGAUCCUGCAACACCAUGGACUGCCCGUACAAGAACGGCAUCACCUACCGAGAGGAACAGUGUGAGGCUCACAACGACUUCUCAAAGUCCACUGCCUUCGGGGGAAUGCCUGCGGUGGAAUGGAUCCCAAAAUAUGCCGGAGUUUCUCCCAGGGACCGCUGCAAACUCAUUUGCCGGGCAAAAGGAACGGGAUACUACUUUGUGCUUCAACCCAAGGUUGCCGACGGCACUCCCUGUAGCCCGGACUCCACCUCCGUCUGCGUGCAGGGGCAGUGCGUCAAGGCCGGCUGCGACCGAGUCAUCGGCUCCAGCAAGAAGUUCGACAAGUGCGGCAUUUGCAAGGGCAAGGGUCUGACUUGCAAGAAGAUCACUGGCUCACUCGACCGUUCAAAGCCGGGAUACCAAGAGGUUGUUACUAUCCCCGCCGGAGCGACCAAUAUUGACAUCAAGCAACGUAGUCUUCGAGGUGCAAGGCACGACGGGAGCUACCUGGCGUUGAAGAGACUCGACGGCACGUACCUCCUGAAUGGAGACUACACCCUCUCGACCCUGGAGCAGGACAUUUCCUACCAGGGCACCAACCUGCGCUACACGGGCUCCUUGGUGUCGCUGGAGAGGAUCCGCAGCUUUGGUGCGCUGCAGGAGCCGCUGGUGGUGGAGGUGCUCUCGGUGGGAGACUCCAUGCGCCCCAGGGUCAAGUUCUCCUUCUUCGUCAAGAAGAGCUUGCAGCAGCUGCCCACCGCCCCCAACGGCAGGAGGCCCUCGUUCAACGCCAUCCGCGAGACGGUGAUGGCCGAGUGGGUGAUCGGCGAGUGGGGCGAGUGCUCCAAGAGCUGCGGGCUGGGGCUCCAGCGCCGCGCGGUGGAGUGCGCCGACCGGCACGGCGCCCCCGCGGCGGACUGCGAGCGCGAGCUGAAGCCCGACGACCUGCGGCUGUGCGCCGACGUGCCCUGCCCGCGCUGGCUGCUGGGCGAGUGGUCGCCCUGCUCCAAGACCUGCGGGAAGGGCUUCAGGAAACGCUCGCUGAGGUGCGUCACCCGCGCCGGCCAAACGCUACCGCACGACAGCUGCGGCACGGCAAAAAAACCCAAGCACUUGAUCGGCCUGUGUACCUUACGGGCUUGUGCUUAGAGACUCCCAAAUGCAAAGACUAUACCCACCUGAGUUCACGUUCAACGUAAAUGCACUGAUGAGGGUCUCCUAAUCCAUUGUCAUGUCAUAAGGAAUAGGAGUAGAAUUAGGCCAUUCGGCCCAUCAAGUCUACUCCGCCAUUCAAUGAUGGCCGAUCUAUCUCUCCCUCCUAACCCCAUUCUCCUGCCUUCUCCCCAUAACCCCCGACACCCGUACUAAUCAAGAAUCUAUCUAUCUCUGCCUUAAACAUGUAACAUGAACAUGACUCCCAUCCAACCCAUAUUUCACUUUGACAAUGAAUGUUUGAUUUAGUUGUAAUAGACCAUUGGGUAGAUAAUGGUCUUGUGAGGGGGACAAUCGGAGG